CCAAAGAUGUGGACAAGGUAACUUCAUUUCAGCUGAUUGGCUUCGUCGUUACGACGAUAUCGAGUACUCUCCACCAACCCCACCACCCGUCAACCGUCGAAGCUGCUUGCCGCUGGCGUCCCCACCCCCCGCCAACCUCUCUCCUGCCGCCUCAUGCCUCCGCAUUUCUAGGGUUAGGGUUUCUCUUGGCAUGGAGAUUCCACAUCCACCACCAUCUGAUCAGGCAGUUUCCCUCACCCGGGUCAGGGCUCCCGAAAUGGAGUUCCCUCAGAUCCUUGACGAAGCUUCCGCCCCUUGGGAAUGGGGUAAUCUACUGGACUUCACCGUUGACGACCAAUUGGUCGUCUCUUGGGAUUCCGAUAAUAAUCCUACUAUCGCUCAGGCGCCGGAACUUGUUCCCCAGCCUUUCUCGAAUCGGGGGACCGACGCUUCCGAUCGAGUGAGGAAGAGAGACCCCAGGUUGACUUGUUCCAAUUUCUUGGCCGGACGGAUCCCCUGCGCUUGUCCGGAGAUUGACGAGAAGGACGAGGGGGAAGCAGCGGUUGGGAAGAAACGGGCCAGGACGGCCCCGGUGGGCACCGCCCGGUGUCAGGUCCCUGGUUGCGAGGUUGAUAUUAGCGAGCUGAAGGGUUACCAUCGGCGGCAUCGUGUUUGUCUUCGUUGCGCCAAUGCCACUUCUGUUGUUCUCGACGGCCAGUCUAAGCGAUAUUGCCAACAGUGUGGCAAGUUUCAUAUAUUGUCAGAUUUUGAUGAAGGUAAACGCAGUUGUAGAAGAAAACUAGAGCGCCACAACAAGAGGCGUCGGAGAAAAGCUGUUGAUUCUAGAGGUGCAGUUGAAAAGGAAGGUCAGGGGUCCUUGUCACCUGAAGAUACUUCUGGUGAUGCUGAAGCAGGGAAAGAUACCUUAUGCUUGAAUGAUCGGGUGCCACAGAGAGAAGUGACAUUGGAACCUGAAGAUGGACAUGUCUCCCCACCUUGUUCAGCUCCAAGUUCACAGAAUGUCCAAAGUGAUAGUGUUGUAUCUUUUGCUGCUUCUGGUGAAACUCCUAUGGAUGGUAGAAAAGAGAACUCUAAAAAUGCUAUUUCAUCACCCUUUUGUGACAAUAAGAGUGCUUAUUCAUCUGUGUGUCCAACAGGUCGGGUAUCAUUCAAGCUUUACGACUGGAACCCAGCUGAAUUUCCUAGACGACUUCGGCAUCAAAUAUUCCAGUGGUUGGCUAGCAUGCCGGUUGAGUUGGAAGGAUAUAUUCGUCCUGGAUGUACCAUUUUGACGGUAUUCAUUGCAAUGCCACAAGUUAUGUGGGACAAGUUGUCUCAAGAUGCGGCAUCCUAUAUACAUGGAUUUGUUACUUCACCUGAAAACAUACUUUGGAGAAAAGGCGUGAUGCGUGUUUAUUUAUGUAACAUGAUUUUUCAGGUUCUAAAAGAUGGAAUGUCAUUAGUGAAUAUUAAGAUGGAGGUGCGAGCACCAAGGCUUCACUACAUUCAUCCUACUUGUUUUGAAGCUGGAAAACCCAUGGAGUUUGUUGCUUGUGGUAGUAAUCUACAGCAGCCUAAAUUUCGGUUUCUUGUUUCUUUUUGUGGAAAAUAUCUUUCAUAUGAUUAUUGUCUUGCCAUUUCGCCCACACAAAAUGUCAGUGAUGAUACUCAUAGUUGUGACCAUCAGAUGUACAAGAUAUAUAUUCCUCACACCGACCCCAAACUUUUCGGACCUGCAUUUGUUGAGGUUGAGAAUGAGUCUGGGAUAUCCAAUUACAUUCCUAUCCUCAUUGCAAACAGAGAAAUAUGUAGUGAAAUGCAGGUGUUACAGCACAAGCUUGAUGGAUCUUUCUGUGCGGAGAGACCUCAAUUAGCAAUUGCUGGUUCCCUUUCUGAUGAGUGCGAGGUACUUGUAUUGAGACAAACAGCAGUUUCUGAACUCCUUUUAGAUAUUGCAUGGCUACUUAAGGAGUCUGAGUUAGGAAGCAUCCAAAGCCUCUCAACUUCUACACAGAUACAGAGAUUCAAUUCUUUACUGGAUUUCCUAAUAAAGAAUAACUUGACCAUGGUUCUGAUGAAAAUAUUAGAGGCUAUGAAGGUUGUGGACAAAGAGUUAAAUAACACUGUCAAUGCAACUGAUGAUGCUGGCGUCAGGCUAUUUCAUAAAUAUAUGGAUCAUGCCAGUGAAAUUGUCUGCAAGAAAAUUCAAAACAUUCAGGAUUUACCAAAAUAUUCAGGAAGGGAUUCUUAUUCUAAAAGCUUUGACAAAAAUGACAUGAUCAGUGGCAUGCCUAACAAUCAGGAUAUCAGCAGAACCGGUGGGGUGGAAAUUUUUGGAGCAGUAGCAACUUCAAAUUCAGGAGACAGCAGUGUAAAUGUCCCAUUAAUAAAUAGAGACGUUGUUAUGAAUGUGAACUACGAGCCACGGAAGUCCUGUGGUUACAUUCUUUCUAACACGACAAGGAACUCGCGCCCCCUUGUAUUCAUUGUUGUUGCUACCGCCAUGUGUUUUGGAAUUUGUGCUGUUCUCCUCCACCCUCACAAAGUUGGGGAUCUUGCCAUUUCCAUUCGUAGGUGUUUGUUUGGCAAUCCCAAGCCUUAUAAACUGACCUAGAGGUAGUGUCUGUUGUUGAUUUUGUAUGUAUCCAACAUUGUAAAUAGUACAAAUUGGACCAACUUGUGUAAGGACUGAUUUUUCAGUGGUUUUUGGAUGUCAUACCCGUUGAAGGCUCAUAGAUUGUUGAGUGCUGCUUAUAACUCACAAGCACUCGAUUUCUAAAGAUAAAGAAUAAUAUUCUAUUGCGUGGAAGGAUGUAGGUCAAGUAGUUUUGCAUCAAAUCAAAUAUGAAACUUUGGAGGCAGGUAUUGAUCAAAAUUUAUGGAAUUUGUACUUAUGUUUUA
Messenger RNA from Nelumbo nucifera (sacred lotus), 2880 nucleotides. It is a transcript of the gene SPL7, whose product is annotated as squamosa promoter binding protein-like 7. Gene Ontology annotation, cellular component: nucleus. The record is from RefSeq and is a predicted model, not a curated record. NCBI's taxonomy places the organism in Eukaryota, Viridiplantae, Streptophyta, Magnoliopsida, Proteales, Nelumbonaceae. Gene Ontology annotation, molecular function: DNA binding.